CAAACAAAGCACUAGGACACAGACAUCAGUGGGAAUCCUGAUUGUCGGUGAGAUACGCAACCGUGUGAAAUCCCACUGUUGGCAUGGGAAAGCAUAAGUGGUUGUGUGGGCUUUAACAUGAUGACGCUCGGAGCCCUUUCCCCCUGGAGGAUAAUGGGUUGAAAUGUGGUGAGGCUGAGCACAGGGAAGACACAAAGCCGCACGCUUCUCCAGAGGAAGCAGAAAACUGCUGCUUGUGCGCACAGAAUGAAUAUCUUUUUCAAUUUGAGGGGGACAGUAGUUAGACAAGUGGCAGAAGACAGAGCGGCUACAGGUAAGCUUUAAGAGAAAAAAAAACAGUUUGUGAUUGUCGGACUGCAUGCUUUCUGGAUUUUUCAGGAAUAGAUAUUUUUCAGCAUCGCUUGGAUGGGUUCUCUGGCAAAAACAUCAGGAGGCUUAAUAUAUUUCAAUGUAUAUAUUUAAAAUGUUUCAAUAAUAUUUUUUUUGUAUAAAUGCAAAUUGAUAUUUUGUUAUUCAGGGGAUCGGUGUUUAAAUAUUGGGAUAAAACUCCUUUAAAAAAAUCAGAGGAAGCAUCCUAUUUGCUAAAAUGAUCAGUUUGAUCGCAAUGGACCAAAAAAAAAAAAAAAGACAUUGAUAGAUAUCUAGAAUCUCCUUAAAGAGAGUUUCCUCUCCUCAGCCCCAGAGCUGAACUGUUUCUAACUUGUCCGGUAGAUGGCGAGACGCAAGCGGGUUUGAUUCCAGAUUGAGACAAACGGCGGCGUCCUGCUGCUGCUGCUGCGUCCGAGGGAUGAAAAGAUGCUGAUGCUGAUGCGGAAGCGUGAGAGGCAGCAGGACCGCACGCGCUUCGGAUGUCCUCUGUAGACGCGUCGGCGGAGGACCGCAGCGCGGGAAGCCUCGAUCCCCGGCGCUCGUCCACGCUCAGGCGCGUUAUAUAAGGGCACCGGAUGAAGGUUACUUCCGAGCGGACGACAGGAAGGCGCGUGGAAACCUCAAGUUUUUGACACCAACAAUCUGCUUCCGCGAAGUGAUGUAGUUCGGAAAUCGGGAGUUACAAAGUUGUUGCUAAGCGACGGGGGUCCUGCCCCGCGUCUGGGGGCUGGCGCAGUGAUAUGUCCAUCCAACUCCAGGUGUGUGGGAAAUUUGGAAUUUUCCAAUCACCUCUUCCGUUCCGAGCGCAUCGAUUGACCUGUAAACUGCGACCAUUCUGAGGCCAAAACAUGCGCGACAGGCGGUGAAUAGGACUGCUGGAUGGUUUAUUUUAAGGACUUGUGAGCUUGGAUGGUGCGCUGGAUUCAGGCGCGUGUCUGCGGAGCAUGAGGAGACUCUGGAGGAGCUGCUUCGGCGGGAACCGUCGUGCGUGUGACAGCCAGAUGCGUGAGCUCAGAGCAAAGAGCUUCUGUGUAGGAUGAUGGGACCCCGGAUGGACGCGACUGCACAGCCAGGUAAACAGCACAAAAUUCAGUCAUGAGUCCUCCACGGCGACCAUCCAGUUCCCAUGCCGACAGGCCCUCCGAGACCCUGCAGAAAAACAAUAGCAGCAACUCAGGUGUGAUCCUGGACAUCUCCACUCUGAAGAUGGCAGAUGUGGACUCCGAGGUGCCUCCUCUCCCACCCCGAUACCGCUUCAGGGACUUGCUUCUGGGGGAUCAGACGUUUCAGAAUGACGACAGGUAUCAGGAGGAGUACAGUAUGGACUCAACCAAUGCCCAGGUGCAGGUAGAGUUCUAUGUCAACGAAAACACCUUCAAGGAGAGGCUGAAGCUCUUCUUCAUCAAAAACCAAAGGUCAAGUUUGAGAAUCCGUUUGUUCAAUUUUGCUCUGAAGAUUCUCACCUGCGCCCUCUACAUCCUGAGAGUUAGUCUGGAUGACCCCAAGGAGAUCAAUCCACGUGCAAUGUGUCGGAACAGCAGUUUCCUCAACGCGACAGACUCACGAGAAAUCAACUGGGAGCUCAUUUUCUGGGUGACCAGACGGGAACCUGUAUGGGCGAUACAGGUGACAGUGGCCUUAAUCAGUUUUUUGGAGACUAUGCUCAUAACAUAUCUAAGCUACAAGGGAAACAUUUGGGAGCAGUUUUUCCAGAUAUCCUUCAUAUUGGAGAUGAUCAAUUCCGUGCCAUUUAUAAUUACAAUCUUCUGGCCUCCACUAAGAUGCAUAUUUGUCCCUGUAUUUCUUAAUUGCUGGCUUGCCAAAGGUGCCCUGGAAAACAUGAUUAAUGAUUUCCACCGUGCCAUCCAGAGGACCCACUCUGCCAUGUUCAAUCAAGUGUUCAUUCUCAUCUGCACCUUGCUGUGUCUGGUUUUCACGGGAGCUUGUGGGAUCCAGCAUCUGGAGAGAGCGGGGAAGAACUUGUCCCUGUUUGACUCCUUUUAUUUCUGCAUCGUCACUUUCUCCACCGUGGGCUACGGAGAUGUCACGCCACAGAUCUGGCCCUCACAGCUGCUGGUGGUCAUUCUCAUCUGUGUGGCUCUGGUAGUCCUUCCACUGCAGUUUGAGGAGCUUGCGUACCUGUGGAUGGAAAGCCAGAAGUUGGGCGGGAACUACAGCCGGCACCGGGCGCAGACAGAGAAGCACGUGGUGUUGUGCGUCAGCUCCCUGAAGAUCGACCUGCUGAUGGACUUCCUCAACGAGUUCUACGCUCAUCCCAGAUUGCAGGAUUAUUACGUGGUGAUCCUGUGUCCGACAGAGAUAGAUAUUCAAGUCCGGCGUAUUCUCCAGAUUCCUCUGUGGUCUCAGAGGGUCAUCUACCUGCAAGGAUCUGCCCUGAAAGACCAGGACCUGAUGAGAGCCAAGAUGGACGACGCAGAGGCCUGCUUCAUCCUGAGCAGCAGGAACGAGGUCGACAGAACCGCCGCUGAUCAUCAGACCAUCCUGAGAGCCUGGGCAGCAAAGGACUUCGCUCCAAACUGUCCGCUUUACGUCCAAAUCCUCAAACCAGAAAACAAAUUUCACGUCAAGUUUGCCGAUCAUGUGGUGUGUGAAGAGGAGUUCAAGUACGCCAUGCUGGCCCUCAACUGCGUGUGUCCGGCCACGUCGACCUUAGUCACUCUGCUGGUUCACACCUCCAGGGGGCAGGAGGGGCAGUUGUCCCCGGAGCAGUGGCAGAGGAUGUACGGACGCUGCUCUGGGAAUGAGGUCUACCACAUCCGCUUGGGGGACAGCAAGUUUUUCGGGGAGUACGACGGAAAGAGCUUCACGUACGCCUCCUUUCACGCCCACAAGAAGUAUGGCGUUUGUUUGAUCGGCGUGAAGAGGGAGGACAACAAGAGCAUCCUCCUGAACCCGGGGCCGCGCCACAUCAUGGCGGCCUCUGACACCUGCUACUACAUCAACAUCACCAAGGAGGAGAACUCUGCCUUCAUCUUCAAGCAGGAGGAGAAGAACAGCAAGGGUCUGCCUGGCACUGGCCUCUAUGACGCCCCCUCCAGGCUGCCCGUGCACAGCAUCAUCGCAAGCAUGGGCACUGUCGCCAUCGAUCUCCAGCACCCCGACCCCCCGGAGGAGAGCAGCAAACUGACCGUUCCUGCAGAGAACGGCGCUGGGAGCAGAAGGCCCAGCAUCGCACCUGUCCUGGAAAUCGCCGACUCCACCGCCAUCCUGCCCUGCGAUCUCCUCAGCGACCAGUCGGAGGACGAGACCAACCAGUCAGACGAGGAAGGCUCCGUGGGGUCGGAUUUUGUGAAGGGUUACCCUCCAAACUCCCCGUACAUCGGCAGCUCUCCGACGCUGUGCCACCUCCUUCCACAGAAAGCUCCCUUCUGCUGCCUCCGCCUCGAUAAGGGCUGCACUCAUAACAGCUUUGAGGAUGCCAAGGCGUACGGCUUCAAGAAUAAGCUGAUUAUAGUCUCUGCAGAGAUGGCUGGAAAUGGUUUGUACAACUUCAUAGUCCCUCUACGAGCUUAUUAUCGGCCCAGGAAGGAGCUCAACCCCAUCGUGCUGCUGCUGGACUACCCGCCGGAUAACCACUUCCUGGAGGCCAUUUGCUGCUUUCCUAUGGUUUACUUCAUGGCUGGAACCAUCGAUAACUUGGACAACCUGCUCCAGUGUGGAAUCAUCUACGCUGACAACCUGGUGGUGGUGGACAAAGAGAGCACCAUGAGCGCCGAGGAAGAUUACAUGGCAGACGCUAAAACCAUCGUCAACGUCCAGACCAUGUUCAGGCUGUUCCCCAGCCUCAGCAUCAUCACUGAGCUCACACAUCCGUCCAACAUGAGGUUCAUGCAGUUCAGAGCCAAGGACUGCUACUCGCUCGCUCUGUCCAAACUGGAGAAGAUAGAGCGGGAUAAGGGCUCCAACCUGGCCUUCAUGUUCCGCCUGCCGUUCGCCGCAGGCCGAGUCUUCAGCAUCAGCAUGCUCGACACGCUGCUUUACCAGUCGUUCGUCAAGGACUUUGUGAUUGCCAUCAUGAGACUCCUGCUGGGCCUGGACACCACGCCUGGUUCCGGUUACCUGUGUGUGAUGAAAAUCACAGAAGAGGACCUGUGGAUCAGAACGUACGGCAGACUCUUCCAGAAGUUCUGCUCCUCCAGCGCGGAGAUCCCCAUUGGGAUCUACCGCACCGAGUCGCACAUGUUCUCAACCUCUGAGGCCAAAGAAAGUAAAAAGCAGUCGCAGAUGUCGGUCAACGUGGACCAAGCCGAGGAGCUCCGCGAUCGAGGAGACUCCUGGAAAAAAAAAGCUCCGAGGAACUCCACCACGAGUGACCAGUCGGACCACCCCCUGCUGAGGAAGAAGAGCAUGCAGUGGGCGCGGCGGCUGAGCAGGAAGAACAACAAGCCAGGGAGCCGAGCCGAGCGCAUCUCGCAGCAGAGACUCAACCUCUACCGGCGCUCUGAGCGCCAGGAGCUGUCCGAGCUGGUCAAGAACCGCAUGAAGCACCUGGGCCUGCCCACCGUGGGAUACGAGGAUGUCUCUAACCUCACAGCCAGCGAUGUCAUGAACCGAGUUAAUCUAGGAUAUCUUCAAGAGUUGCAGGACAUUUCAGAGCAGCCGUAUUCAGAGGGGACCAGGCCGGCAGAGCCACAAGCAGACGAGAUGAACGACCACCAGAACACGCUGUCCUACGUCCUCAUCAACCCUCCGCCCGACACCAUGCUGGAGCUCAACGACAUCGUAUACAUCAUCCGGCCCGACCCGCUGGCACACAUGCCAGAGGACUCACAGGUGGGCCCGACCCACAGCAGCCGGAACCAGCAGGACUUUGGCACCGAGACCAGAGACGAGACUCACCUCUGAGAGGACCGGGCUUCUGCUUGGAGUCUUGGAGCUCCGCCCCCGACAGGCGCCUCAGACCUCAGAGAGACCUGCUGACUCUCCUCACGUCUGUGACCCGGAAGCUGCUUGUGCUUGUGUGAAGCGUCCGGCCGCCCCCGCAGACGCUGCUCUGACCCUCGCUGACAAAACGUCCCGUUUCCGGCUCGUCCUCCUCUGCGGCGCUUCAGGAAGGAUUCGCUCUGAGAGCACAAACUCCUCCCACAACACGGCGGCCCUCCGUCGACUUUGUUGGUCUUUUUCCCGUUUGUGUCACUUUUCAGAUCCUGCUGCUUCAUGAUGGACCGAUCUGAUGUUCUCCUGUAACCUGAUGAAGAAAAGCCUCACUGCAGAACUCCAGGUUACCUGUCAUUUAUCUGGAAUCUUCUCAGCUUGUUUACACAGAUUUUUCACACAUAUACGUACAUUUUUCAUUCAGGAUUUAUUUAGCUGAAGGUUCUGGUUGACCACAGGGAGUUCGGAGCAAUUCAGGAGGAAAAGAAUCCAGAUGUUUGUAUUGAGAGAGUUUUAUCUUUCCUCCAGUAGAUGAAAUAUCAAAGAAUAUCAAAGAAUCUGCGGCUCAGAAAUAUUCUCCACUAAACUGAUUCAAAUGGUCACAGUAUUAAGAUCACCAACAUUACUGAAAGUCAAGCAUCCGAAUCUUUUAGGAAAAAUUCUUGAGACAAAUGUUCUGCUUAAGGAGGUCUGGAGGUCCGGUUCUGCCGCAUGAUGGAAGCUUUGAAGCAGAAGCUGCUCCAUCAACCCGUCAUUACCUCUUCACCGCCACCGUUUUCACAUUUCAGAGCUUCUGACACAGAGGAACGGACAGAAACGUGUUUGGUCUCUAAAAAUGUAUUUUCACUGCUCACCUUCCUAAACGCACCUGUUCUUCAAAACAAUGAGAUUGGUUGUUGAUUUUUUUACAUAAUCCCGACAGUUUCAAGUCUUUGUUUUGCAGCAGAUUGAGGAUGAGAUGAUUUUCCUCUCAGACUGAUGAGUUUUUUACUGUCCAGAUGAAUAAAAUCUGGCCUGUUUGCUGAAAAUGUGUUGAAAGCUCGUCUCAGUUUCUCCAGGUGUUAAUCUGACAACCAAUUCGUUUUUCGAUUCAUUUCCAGCAUUUCUGGUGGAUUCAGUUUUCAUUUACCGUAAUGAAAAAACAAACGUUUUUUCUGAAUUCUUCAUGAUUUUAUGGUUUUAUUGACCGGGUCUUUGCUUUGCAGGAGCUUCUAGUUUGUCUGUGAAAAGAAGUCUGACUGUUUUCCCCAGAAAAAUGUCUCUGAUUCCUCAAAGUUUCUCCAAACUGAAUUGGACGAUGGUGAACAUGAAGAGCUUCUCCGACAGUAUUUCUUUUGUAGCUGUACAGUGUUCGCCGACUGUAAAUAGAAACUUUUUUCAAACCUUUUUGUCUGCCGGUUCGUGUCAUGAAAGUGAAAAGGACUUGAACUAUUUUUGCACUAAGCUCUGUGGUGACGUAUGGAGCAGCACGACCCUUUAACCCACUCCUGUGGGCAGCAUUCAAGCAGAACCUCAGAGGCGGGAACGCCACGGGUCGAGAUUCAGCAGCAUCUGUCGAUGUUUGCGGGUUUCCUUUUUCCGGUCAAAGGAGAUUUAGAUGAACUCAGGAGAAGAUGUUCAGAUCAUUUCUGGUAAUCCUGCGAGUUUACAGGAGUGAAGGAGAGACUGAGGCUGCAGAUCAUGAGUCCAGGUUUCAUCAUCACCUCCCAGAAAACUUCACAUCUCCUGACGUCUUAGACACCAAACAGGGCAUGUUAUCGCUAGAACGCAUGUUUUUUAUGUACAAGCUUGCCAAGAACUAAAAACUUCGUACAUUCGGGACAUUUACGUCCGUCGUGAGACAAAAACACAUCCAGUCAGCUGCUUGCAAGUCGGAGCCUUUCUUUGAUACCUUCUAUUUAUAUGAAUGGAAACAUGCAUGUUGUCUUGGUGUUACCAAAAUUAUGUUUACCUUCACUUUUUCUGUCAAAAUGUUGAACCAUUUUGUACUAUUUAUUAUGAAAAGUGUUUUCUGCACACAGAUAUGAACAAAUAAAUGCUGCAUGCAGCCACACUGC
Molecule: messenger RNA, 7322 nt
Organism: Oryzias melastigma (Indian medaka)
Lineage: Eukaryota; Metazoa; Chordata; Actinopteri; Beloniformes; Adrianichthyidae
Product: potassium channel subfamily T member 1
Exons: 36
Coding region: 1465-5235 (1256 amino acids)
Biological process (GO): potassium ion transport
Cellular component (GO): membrane
Molecular function (GO): intracellular sodium-activated potassium channel activity
Source: RefSeq, a predicted model, not a curated record